AUGUAUCGUGAUGGGGGAGAGGAAUUGCUGGUUGACGAUAAUGCAAGGGAAUUAUUCGUUUCGGAGGAACUCUCUCCUCGAACUGUUUUCAUACCCAUCACCAUCUUGGAUAGUGACGAGGAGAACCCGCCGAGUGAAUCGGAAACCUACGUGUUUGCUGAUGUGGUUGCCACUUACCCACGUGGUUGGCGACGGGGCAGUGGGGGUCGUUUAGCCCGAAGGGCGAGGUCUUUCAAGGAAGACCUCAUCGACAGGCUGACUCAAAUGAAGACCCCUGGAACACCAUCUGCUUCCUCCUCCCCCUCAGCGGCUGGAACUCAAUCCCCUUUACGGAAAUUGAGCCGAGGGAUGUCGCCGAAAGGAAAAAGUGGAACUGGGAGUCCCGUCCACGGUAUGGCAACGCAGGUAGUUUUGGCUGCCACUGCGGCCGCUACUGCUGCUGCUUCUAGUCCUUCUCUUCCCCAAGUCCGAUCUUCCAUUGGCGAUAUGGAUUCCCUCAUUAGGAAGUUGAAUGGAGCUUUGCGGUACUUCCAAGACGCAAUCGGAAAGAAAGCGUGGGGUCAAGUCCCAGGUUCUGCAACGAUCAUCUUGGAAACUGUGAUCCAGAUCCUUGCAACACUGGAGUCUUCUGUAGCUACCUCUGUCAAUCGCAGGGAUGCUUUCACGUCUAGUCGUGAUCUCGCAUCUGAGGAGGAUAAGGAGGAGCUCCUGGUGUUCCGCUCAGAGCUGUAUACAGGAGUGAGCAUUAGUCCCAGGACAAAGAAUAACUCGAACUCUGUCAUCAUGUCGGCCAACAAUCAAGUGAAUGAGAGUGUGGCACGCCUAAUCCAGUGGUCUGAUGAGACACUCCUUAUGCAAGAGAAUGAAGGCCAUGAACUUCUCAAGGAAAAUACUGCUCAAGUUGUACAAGAAGUCAUUGACGCCGUGAAGCGGCUGGUGGAAAAAACAGAAGAACGCCUGAACACACAAAACAGGGGCAUGAGUAUGAAGAAUUCAUAUGGUCAGGUGCAUGGUCAUUCUCAUUACAACCCAAAUAUGAACCCCUGCCCAUAUUAUGUCAAUCAUUCAGCUGCAAACUCCAAAAAGCUUGCUCAUUCACAGAGCACAGAUUCUAUAUUAGAUACAAGAAGCUUUGAUCCUAUGCAUGAACAGUUGACAUAUGCACCUGGCUGUGGGCCACCACCUCCACCUCCUAAGCCACCCUUGAAUCUAAGAUAUAGUACAUGCAACCAUCAUUUAGACAGUGGUGAAGAAGCUCCUCCUUUACCUCCAAAGAGAAGGCAACAGCGUAAUCACAGUGACUCCACCAUGGGGCAAUUAGCAAGUGACCUCAGUCUCAAUGGACAGGGUCGGUACUCUCCCAUGAGUGGCUCACCUCGCUUUGGCGAUCAGAGUGGAUUUGAAUUUGCAAGCUUGGCAGACUCUAGUCGCUGCCACAAUUGGUCAUUUGAGUCGCCUGACUGGCUGAAGUGUCAACCAGUUGGGCCAAAUGGGCACUCUCAUGACAGCUUGUCUGUUCACAGCACCUCAGCAAGCAGUUUGGACUCAGCUUUCAAUCAGUCCAUGGAUGAGGUAGAUUUUCGAAUGAGAGGCAACAGUAGUAGUAGCAACAGUCUCUUCUCAAAUCAACCCACACAAGAUGGUGGAUUGGCUCCAAACAUGACAACCUGGCAAGAAGCCACCCGACAACGAAUGGGGGAGCUGUCCAUUGAGCGAGAUGAUGCUUUGUCACGAGAUGAAUCUGGAUUCCAUUCCCUCCAGUCAGUACGAAACAGUUCUGGGAGUGGGAGUUUUCAUAGUACAAUGUCAAGUAGUUCUAUGGCUAUGAGUGCGAAUGAAUCCAAAAAGACAUCAUUUGUGUCAUUGGCUGCCAAUCAGAUCCAAAUGCAUCGGUCCCACUCUGGGGCCUGGGACCAUAAAGACCCUUCCCCGCCUCCCCCUGCCCUCCCAGUGAAGAAAAAAACACUUCAUGAAAGAGCUCCUUCACACUAUGACAAUAUUUGUGACCUUGUGGAUGGAGAAAACCCCCAGUUUCAUUGGAAUCUGCAACAAGAGAAGAUUUCCCCUACUACAAGGCAUCGUGAAGACAAUGAAGAGAAACCACCUCUUCCUCCAAAGAAGAAGCCAAUCACCACAUACAUGGCUUUGGUGGACUCUAAUUUUGUGCACCGGGUGCAGACUUCCUCAUUCCAACAAAGACAGUCUAGUCAGACAAGUACAUCACAGACCUUCCAUACCUCCAGUUCCUACUCCAUAAUGUCCCGCUCACUGUCCUCCUUCACUGCUCCAACUCAUUCCAAAAAAGGUUCUGGUGUGAAUGGAGAACCAGGCACCAAUGGAACCAGUCAUUCCCACAGUCCAUCAUUUUCUCUAGUCCCAGCAUUUGAACCGCCUGGAUCACAGGUCCCACCUGCCCUCCCACCUAAGAAAAGCAGACCCCCAAUGACCUCAAUCACUCCCCCUCCACCUUUGAAGCCUCCAUCCCCUGGAAUUGACAAUAUCCUCCAUGCAUCAUCAGAUAAAAGUUUGGCACCGUCUCCUUCACCUCUUCCUGCUGGUAGUUACAGGAUUCCCAGUCCAACUAAGGUGAUCCCACUCAGGGAGCCAACACCUCUGGAUCUUUUAGAUGUCUCUGAUCAGCUCAUCUACAAGAAUCCUAGAGAUGAUGGACCUGAAAUCCGUGGUGGUUCUCCAGAUGUUCUCACUGUUCAUGCCACCAAAGAUUCCAAAACAGAAUUUGAUUAUCAGGAAGCUUUUGUGACCACAUAUCGAACAUUCAUCACACCGGGGGAACUAGUAUCCAAACUCAUCUAUCGAUACAAGAAGUUCCAUGCCAAUGGAGAUCCCAUUCACCAAAGGGCAGCCAAGUCAUCCUUCUCUUUGCUCAUCAGAGUGGUGGAUGAUCUUGCGAUGAUGGAUUUGGAUGAUGGUCUCCUAAGACAGUUAAUGGACUUUGAGCAGUCCCUUUUGACUGCUGGAGAGCUUAUCCAAGCACGAGCUUUGAGGACAAAGUUCCUUGAGCGGUGGCAGGCCAAACAGAGGGCUUGCAAUCCUCAAGCUGCUCUUCCCACUCUUAGCACCAGCAUCAAGCAAUCUGUUUUGCUCGACUUCAAGUCCUUUCACAUUGCUGAGCAAAUGACACUUCUUGAUGCAGAACUCUUCGUUCAGCUUGAGCCAACAGAAAUACUGAUUUGGGCUCGUGAACAGAAUGAAGAACUCUCCCCUAAUUUGACCCAUUUCACUGAACAGUUCAACAAUCUCUCAUACUGGGCACGGUCAUUGAUCCUUCAGCAACAUGAUGCCAAAGACAGAGACAAGUGUAUUCUCAAGUUCAUCAAGGUGAUGAGACACCUACGGAAACUGAACAACUUCAAUUCAUACUGGGCACUGUCUGCUGCCCUUGUGUCGGCUCCAAUCUGUCGUUUGGAAUGGCAAAAACAGAUCACAGAAGGAGUCAAAGAGUAUCUUGCUCUCAUUGACAGUUCUGGAAGUUUCCGAAUGUAUAGGCAGGUCCUAGCAGACACUCAGCCUCCUUGCAUCCCUUAUAUUGGACUCAUCUUAUCUGACCUCACCUUCAUCCAUGUGGGGAACCCUGAUUUCCUACCUAAUGGUGCUGUGAACUUUGCCAAGAGGUGGCAGCAGUACCGCAUUCUCAAAGACAUGAAAAGAUUUCGGAAAUGCCAGUACAACAUCAAGAAGAAUGAGAAAAUUGUCUCAUUCUUCAAUGGGUACAAGGACCAUAUGACAGAGGAAGAAAUGUGGCAGAUAUCAGAAUCCAUCAAACCUCGAGGAGGAGGCAACAAGAAGAACUGAAAUCCAGUUCUCAGAUCUCACCAAAGACUGAAGGACUUCUUCUUCAUCCUCUCCUGUUAUUUCUUCCUCCAGUGGAUAAUGGUAGCUACUCUUGAUAUGUGUCUGGUCUCAGAUGUCCUUCUGUCUAGGAAGGCACUCUAUCAUCAAUGUCAUUCCCUGUGUAAUGCAUCCCAGUGAUAUCAAGUCAUCCCCUAACUUGGAUCUUGUUUUUCCUUGUAAUAGAGGAAAUGGGCCAGCUACAUUCAUGAAAACCAUUUUUCCUGUCAUGCCAAAAGAAUGUUUUAACAUCUUUGACCAGAAGACAAGUCUUCAAUUUCUUAUGUAUGUCCUAGCCAUCUCUUUCCCAUUCAUCCCAAGGGUUCAGUGGGUAUGAGAGACAAUGCUGAAGACAAAAAGAAUUGUGAAAGCAGGCAUACCUAAAUUAUGUUUAGUAAUAGGAUGUAAUACAUCACAAGUAACAAGAUUACUUCAAUAUUUUACUUUUUCAAAUAACAAGUGACUAAGUCACUUUUUCAUUACAUUUACCUUUGAUUUGUCCUUCAUUUUGAAAAGUAAAUGCCAUUGCUUUCACACUAGUGCUCUUGCACAGCAUAGAUGGGUAAAGUAUGCCACAUAGGCUCAUGCUUUUCUCUCAUGUCAUGCCAAGUUGAUGCUCCCUUAUAGCAGUCACACCAGUAUGGUGUCUCUGAUAUGGAUGCAUACCCCAGCAGCAGAAUUCAUGACUUGUUGAAAUUGUAAUGGAAGAAUAAGAAUAAAGAGACUAGUUACUUUUUGCAGAAUGUAACUUGUGACUGUGAUGUCACUUUUUGCAGGUUGUAAUUUGUAAUUGUUACUUGUUACUUCUAAAAAGUAAAUUUCUCAUCAUCAAUGAUAUUCAAUUUCACAUCAUAUUAGAUUGCAUCUAUGAUGUCAACUCCUUCACUUGCAAACAUGUAUUUGUUGAUUUAUUCAUUGAUGCUGUGGAGAAUACCAUUAAGGGUCACCUUCGUCUUUCAUUCAACAAACAAACCAAAAAUAAUUUCCUCAGAUAAUGAGGUAUUGGUCCUUAGCUCUUUUAGCUACAAGCUUGUGAAUAGGUCAUCUCCCACUCAUUGUGUACAUUGCUUGCUCCACCCCUUAUUUGGGAUUUGAGUUUCCUAUGAGUGUAGGAAGCACAAGUGCACAUCUAGAGAUCUUCAUUUUGAAUGCAUGCAUAUGCUCUACAUGGUAUUUUUUCGACUGGAAUUGUCAGGCAAUGCCUUGUGGGAAGUCUUCACAAUUAAAAUACCAGCAUUAUGAUCAGCAGGUUACCUUCAAUGUUUAAAAUGAGAAAACUGAGAUUGAUAUAUACCAUCAAAUGUGCCAAUAUUGAAGGAAAGUUAUUGUACAUACAAUACAUUUUUGAGAACCUGAGGAAGGACCAUUCGCAUCCAGCAAUGUGAUACAAGAGCAUUAUGUUCAUCAAGGAGCAGCUAUUUUUGUUGCUUUAUUCCAAUAUUGUGCAUGACAGCCCAAGGAAACACUG
This is a messenger RNA of Darwinula stevensoni, 5317 nucleotides long. The record is from the annotation of a GenBank genome assembly. NCBI's taxonomy places the organism in Eukaryota, Metazoa, Arthropoda, Ostracoda, Podocopida, Darwinulidae.